ACAACAUGAUUGAGGAUGGUGCAUGAUGCAAAUUCAAUGAUAGAGCAAUUCACCCCAACUUUUUCAAACGAAAACGCUGCUGUCGAUAAGGCAACUUUCACAACGAAGAAAAAGAAGAAGAAGAAGAAUCGGAGAGAGAAAAUGAAGUCUAUACGAGACUGGCGUCAGGCUCUGCGCACCCCCCAUGUCUACAGAGUCGGAAACAGCACUUUCAGGGUACAGAGCCAGUUCCUGCUAGUUUUCGCCGCCGUAAUGACGGUUCUAGUGAUAUUCUACAUCUCCCCGAACCUUACCAGAAUCCUCAAGUACAGUUUCCAAAACUCUGGUGUUCCUGCCUCUGCCUGCCACUACUACAAGUACAACAAUACCUACCCGCUCACCAAGUCGGUCAGAACGAAAGUUGGCUUCUCAUUCAGGAUAGCCAUAAUCAGCGAUCUUGAUACGGAAUCAAGGAGCCCAGAGAGUCUGUACUCCUGGUACAGUAUCAUGAAACGUGGCAGUUUGCUCUGGGUUCCGGAGAGAAAUUUUAUCUCCGUUUCGUGGGACGAGAAAGAUAUCAUCCUCGGGUCUUCCCUAGCCAUGAAAGGUAGAGCCAUGGAACUCUCGGAGCUCGUCACUUUCGACGGAAGACUUCUUACCAUGGACGACAGAACGGGCAUGAUAUAUUCCAUCGAGGGAGACCAGGUGUAUCCGUGGGUUAUUUUGAUGGAUGGAAAUGGAAAGAAUCCUAAGGGGUUCAAGUCUGAAUGGGCGACCGUCAAGGAUGAACAGCUUUACGUCGGCAGCAUGGGCAAGGAGUGGACGACAAGCGCAGGCGACUUUGUCAACAAUAAUCCUCAGUGGGUGAAAACAAUCUCUGUACUCGGAGAGACGCAUUCGCUGAAUUGGGUUUCAAAUUACAAACGAUUGAGACAGGCACUCAACAUAGACUUUCCCGGUUAUAUGAUACACGAGUCAGGCGUGUGGAGCGACGUUCAUAAGAGUUGGUUUUUCCUACCAAGAAGAUGUUCGGAAGAACAGUACAACGAAACCAAAGACGAAAGCAUGGGCUGCAACGUGCUGCUAACGGCGGAUGAAAACUUUUUGAACAUCAAGGUAACCAGAGUUGGAACUCUAAUACCGAUACGAGGAUUCGCUAGUUUUAAAUUCUUGCCCGGUUCCAAGGACGAGAUAAUCGUCGCUCUGAAAACAGAGGAGAAUCAGGGCCGCAUGGCUACUUACAUUACCGCUUUUACAAUCGACGGAUUAUCGAUAUUGUCCGAAACCAAGGUUUCUGAUAAAAAGUUUGAGGGUAUCGAAUUCGUAUGAUAUACCAACGACAACGGACGUGACGAUUAUAUAAAACACCUUUACCAGGUACUCAUAGUAUAAUCUCAUGGCUAGAGUCUUGAAAUAAUCCGAUCACAGUUCCUGCAGCUCGUUUAAUAUUGUGUAUUAUAUUUUUACUUAUAUACAUGUAUGUAUGAGCGAGAGAAGAGACGUAAGGAAAUGGCGAAAC
Messenger RNA from Diprion similis, 1498 nucleotides. RefSeq names its product soluble calcium-activated nucleotidase 1. The coding region runs from base 16 to 1308 and encodes 430 amino acids. Gene Ontology annotation, molecular function: GDP phosphatase activity; calcium ion binding; UDP phosphatase activity. The transcript is spliced from 4 exons. Gene Ontology annotation, biological process: proteoglycan biosynthetic process. The record is from RefSeq and is a predicted model, not a curated record. Lineage: Eukaryota; Metazoa; Arthropoda; Insecta; Hymenoptera; Diprionidae.